Exophiala viscosa is the source of this 1065-nucleotide messenger RNA. Its product is annotated as aquaglyceroporin like protein. Gene Ontology annotation, cellular component: plasma membrane. Lineage: Eukaryota; Fungi; Ascomycota; Eurotiomycetes; Chaetothyriales; Herpotrichiellaceae. Gene Ontology annotation, molecular function: glycerol channel activity; water channel activity. The coding region runs from base 1 to 1065 and encodes 354 amino acids. The transcript has 5 exons. The record is from RefSeq and is a predicted model, not a curated record. Gene Ontology annotation, biological process: water transport; glycerol transmembrane transport.
AUGGCACUCGAGAAAGAGUCGUUGUCGUCGACACCACCUACCACCCACAACGAAUCAAUCCCACCUCUACCCAAUAACCACCAUCAUGAGCACCGUCACACCACCGUCGAAGGACAACCCCCAUUCAGAGAGCAUGGUCCGUUGAUCGAUCAUCACUUGACUCAUGAGGACGUCGUCCAAGCUGAGCCGGACCUCACUUGGAGUCGAAUACGUCACUUCUGCCGCGAACCAUUCGCCGAGUUCUUUGGUGUAUUCAUUCUAAUCCUGUUUGGCGACGGCGUCGUGGCUCAGGUCGUUCUCAGUAAUGGACUCAAGGGUGAUUAUCAAUCGAUCUCAUGGGGAUGGGGUCUGGGAGUAAUGCUUGGUGUUUAUACCGCUGGAAUAUCGGGAGCACAUCUCAACCCAGCAGUGACAUUCGCCAAUUGUGUCUUCCGCAAGUUUCCGUGGCGGAAGUUCCCUUUCUACAUGCUUGCUCAAGUAUUGGGGGCGAUGUGCGCCGCAGCUGUGGUCUAUGGAAAUUACAAGUCAGCCAUCGAUGUGUAUGAGGGAGGGCCCGGAUUAAGGACCGUACCUGGUUUCUCGGCAAACGCCACUGCUGGGAUCUUCUGCACCUAUCCAGCUGAGUUCAUGACCAAGACUGGACAGUUUUUUUCGGAGUUCAUCGCCAGCACUCUCCUCAUGUUCUUGAUCUACGCCCUCAAGGACGACGGAAACCUUGGGGCUGGUAACCUCACUCCACUGGGAUUGUUCUUCGUGAUCUUUGGAAUUGGUGCAUGCUUCGGUUGGGAGACAGGUUAUGCCAUCAACCUUGCUCGAGAUUUCGGACCAAGAUUGGUGAGUUACAUGCUAGGAUAUGGCCACCAUGUUUGGAGUGCCGGAAAUUACUAUUUUUGGGUUCCAAUGGUGGCCCCAUUCUUCGGCUGCACAUUUGGCGGCUUCUUGUACGAUGUCUUCCUCUUCACCGGCGAAUCCCCAAUCAACACAAAGGCCCUGGGUUUGGCAAGAUUGCUGCCCCAGAACUUGAACAGAAGGACAUGGUCAAACACAUAUAACUCCGAGGUUUGA